Messenger RNA from Cavia porcellus (domestic guinea pig), 2760 nucleotides. It is a transcript of the gene Fbxo39, whose product is annotated as F-box protein 39. The record is from RefSeq and is a predicted model, not a curated record. Gene Ontology annotation, molecular function: protein binding. Bases 330 to 1661 code for a protein of 443 amino acids. The transcript has 4 exons. NCBI's taxonomy places the organism in Eukaryota, Metazoa, Chordata, Mammalia, Rodentia, Caviidae.
CCCCAGGAUGCUCCGCCAAGGCCCUGGCUACCCGGGACUGGGCUGCUGGGACCUGGGGCUGAACCGAGCCCAGAGGACGGCGGGGCGUCACAAAGACGGCGCGGUGUUGAGCCCCUGGCUGAGCCGCCAAGCCAGGGUAGGGCGCGGCCCCCGCCCCGGGUGCUUGCAGUCGGCUUCGGCGCUCGCCUGCCUGCAGCCCAGACGGGGCGCAGCCCAAGCGAGCAAGCGAGCGAGGAGAGCCAGAAACAGAAAACACAAGACUGCUUUCCUGUCCUCAAUUUUGGAAGCCCUGCUUACCACGCAGCCGUACUGUGCCUCUCGAGUCUUCGAUGGAUGAAGAAAGUGAACUGAUCCAGGCUCAAGACCAGAGCUUCUGGGCCGCUCUGCCUGAUGUGUGCCUGCGCCGUAUUUUCUGGUGGCUGGGAGACAGAGACAGAUCCAAGGCAGCCCUGGUAUGCAGGAAGUGGAACCAGAUGAUGUAUUCAGCUGAUCUCUGGCGAUACAGGACCAUCACCUUCAGCGGGAGACCUUCCAGGGUGCAUGCAUCAGAAUUUGAGUCGGCUCUUUGGUAUGUUAAGAAAUUCGGUCGUUAUUUGGAAUGUUUGGAGAUCAAGUUUCUGAACCCUUACAAUGCUGUCUUGACCAAGAAGUUCCAGGUCACCAUGCGAGGUCUUCUCUCAUGCCUGGGCAGAAGUAACAACCGUCUGAAGUCGCUUUCCAUACAGCACCUGGAGCUGGAUCGCCUGGUCUGGAGGAACAGCAUCAGGAACUCGCUCAUUAAAAGCUUGAGCUUCUUCUUAAAGAAAAUGGGCAGGUAUCUGGACUCCCUCAGCCUGAAGGGGGCCAGGCUGACUGUGGAACAGGGCUGCCAGGUGCUGAACUCCCUUAGCUACCUACGGAAUGAGAGCCCCGCCUCAGAUCUUAACAUCGAAGAUUACUUCAGCCACCACCUGACUGUCUACAGCAGCCUGCAGUUCAGGAGGACCAUGGCCACAUUCCACAGCCUGGCCUCCUUGACACUCAACUACAACUGCAUUUCUGAUGAGCUGCUCGAGAACUUGGCUGAGAACAAUGCCAGCACCCUCCGGACCAUGAACAUCAAAUGUCACUUUCAUGACCCCCACGGCCAGGUCAUCUGGGGUAUGUCCUGGGCCAAGCUGGCCAAGCAGGCCAGCAGCCUGAAGGUGAACUUCUUCUUCGAGCGGGUCAUGAAAUACGAGCGCUUGGUCCGCAUCCUCCUGCAGGAGAUCCCCAUGAGGAGCAUAAGUCUGAGGAGCUGCUAUUUCAGUGACCCAGACUGGUCCAUGAGACCCACUCUGACGGACCUCCUCCCCACCUUCCGGCACACCCUGCAGAAAUUAACUUUUGAGUUCAACAACAACCAUGAGUCACUGGAUGAAGAGCUGCACCUGCUCAUCCUCUCCUGCAGGAAGCUGUUUUACUUCAAAAUCUGGGCUUUCCUUGAUGUUAAGUUUGUGGAGCGCAUCCUGAAGAGCCAGGAGGAGGGACAGUGUGCCCUGCGCACACUCAAGGUGAGGAUUUAUACAAACAGAUAUGAGACUAACGAAGAAGACAGGACCUUGCGGGAAAUUCACAGGAAGUACAAAGACCUGAUCGACUCAGGGAUUAACUAUUUUGUCAUCGCCUACCCCAUGAUGUAACGAGCCUCUCUGGAAGAAGGAAGCCAGGAGCACUUCAAACUUGAAAACCCACUUCUUGGAGGACCAUAGUUAGGGUACUUCCACCCCACCCUUCCUUUCUUUCUCCUUUUGCCCUUUCUACACCAACAUGAACAGCGGGGCAGAGGCUGGGACAACUGCUUAUGUGAAGGCUCCAGAUGACUUUAAAGUGCUAUCUUUACCAACUAUCCAGGGGUGAUUUCGCCUUUUGUUGUUUGGUUUUGAUUUUUUUAUGCCCUUGUUUAGACAAUGAACAAAAUGCCCAAACUGCUCAAAAUCUUUUUCUACUGGGGGAGCCUGACUCUUGGUCAGCUAUGCCCCCGAAAAGGUGUAUGACCAGUCAGUGAGUAAACAAUCUACUGACCAAUAUCACCAGUUCAGAAAUCCUACGUGCAGUGUGGUCUUCAUGUGAAAACCUCCUGACAACGACAUUGGCUAGGCCUGAUCUCACACAGGUGGGAAUCCACAGCCUGCCCUUGGCUGAAGCAGGAAAUUCUCCACUUUCAAAAGGAGCCUGCUCAGAGCUGGAGCUCCCUCGCCCAGAAGGAACUCCGAUCCUGAUUCAUCCAUCCUGAGACUUGGAGCUCCUCCUCUGGCUUUGCUUUAGAUUCCCAUCAGGCCGCAUGAUGCCUAGCCUACUGUGAACACUCAGCUAUGGGGCUGACCCGGAAGUGGUCAGUACACUCACAGUUGUGACGAAUUGGUCACACCAUGGGGAAGUGGUUCUAAGGCAACGCUCAGUAAAAAGGCCACGCAACACGCUGUUUAGUAAGACACUGAUCCUGUAAGAUAUAUCUAAGGAUUUUUCUAAAGUAAAGCAGAGAGAUACCAUAAAUGUUAAAAAGUAUACAGUGGAGGGGUAAAAUUAUUUGUUUUUAUUGAAUUUUUUUGUUUUUCCAUAUUUGUCAUCUUAACAAUCAGAUAUUGUUUUUAUAAUUAGGAAAAGUCCCGUAUGUUCUAAGUAAUGAGUGAUCAUAAAUCCCUGGUGUCAUACACAUAUGUUGAAGAUUUUUGUUCAUAUAAUCCCAUAUUGUUCUCUCUUUCGAUAGAUAUAAAAUAAUAAAAUAUCAGGCUACUUCAA